Molecule: messenger RNA, 4836 nt
Organism: Octopus bimaculoides (California two-spot octopus)
Lineage: Eukaryota; Metazoa; Mollusca; Cephalopoda; Octopoda; Octopodidae
Product: G-patch domain and KOW motifs-containing protein
Biological process (GO): mRNA splicing, via spliceosome
Cellular component (GO): spliceosomal complex
Molecular function (GO): nucleic acid binding
Source: RefSeq, a predicted model, not a curated record
UGAAGCAUAAUAUAAAAUGUCUUCCUCUGAAGUCGAAAACAAGAAAAGCGGAGGAAUUACUUUGACUUUUUCGAAAUUUAGUUCCACAAAGAAGCUACAAAAAUCUUCGAUUGCUGAAGUUAAAGAUGCUUUUAACGAUGAAGUUGAUUUUGUAUCAGGAUUUGAAGAUAAGAAAGUCCAAGGCUCCAAGAUAAAUGACGAACCAAAAGAAUAUGUUAUACCAUGUAUCAAAAAAAACGUUUGGCAGAAGACCAACCAAGACAAGAAACCAGCCAACAAUAAAGGAGAAAACCCUUCAAAUUCUUUGGAAGAUUUGGCAGCCAAAGAAAUUAUUGCAGAUGCCAACAGACAGAAUGAAGAAUGGAAUGAGAGAGGAGUUGAAGAUACAGGAAUUGCCAUUCCAUUGCUUCUUCAGAAUCAGAUUCCUUCAGGUUAUGAGACAGAUGAUAGACUUGAUGUCUCUUUAAGACCAAAUGAGCCUGAAGACAUUGAAUAUGAUUCAGUCCCCAUUGAACAUUUUGGUAAAGCUAUACUCCGUGGUAUGGGCUGGAAAGAUGGAGAAGGCAUUGGAAAAAAUAAGAAGUUGGUGAACCCUACAGAUGUUGUUAUUCGUCCAAAAGGAAUGGGUCUCGGUGCUGACAAGAGUGCCGUGAAACAACUAAACCUCAAUAAAGGCAGCCAUCAAAAGAAAGACAGUGAUGACAGCCCCUUGGUCUUAAAGACGGGUUCACACUGUGUGGUUGAGAAAGGGUCUUCAAAAGGUCUUUAUGGAACUGUUGUAGGAGUUGAUGAAGACAAUGCACGAGUACUGGUAAAACUAUCCAUCAACAGCAACACCAUCACAGUCAGCCAGUACACCAUACGGCUGGUACACAAGAAGGAGUACGACAAAUACCACAAAUACCUGAAUAAAGUGAAAGUUGAUGAAUAUAAGUUAGAAGAAGAAAAGAAGAAAGAGAAAGAACUUGAAAUGUCGAAGAAAGAAAACAGCUCAAGAAGUGGGGAAAAACGUGCGCACGCCUCCUAUGAUAAUGGCAACUCUCACAGACACAAAAAACAUAAAUCGGAUCAUCAAAGGAGCACCAAUGGUAACAGUUCUAUUUGGCUGCGACCCCAAAUCAGAGUCAGAAUCAUUGACAAAUCAUACAAAAAGGGGAAAUACUACAAAAGCAAGGUAGUUGUUGAAGACAUCCUCUCAAAGGAGAACUGUAUUUGUAAAACUGACGAAGGGAGAUUACUGGAAGAAAUUAGCCAGCGGAUGUUGGAAACUGUCAUUCCAAAGGACAGUCCAGGUUUUGUGAUGAUUCUCAGUGGCAAAUAUAAAGGACAGGUUGGUGAAGUGUUGAAGAAAGACAAAUCUAAAUGUGAGGCCACUCUCCAGUUGGUCGGGGAACAAGACACCAUAAUGAAGAUGGGCUACGAUAGCAUCAGUGAAUAUGUCGGCAAUGUCUCUGAACACUAUUAAUGUCUAUAAGAUGAUUGUUGGCGUCAGAGAAAGGAAGAAUGGAGAAAGAUUAGCUCCCUCGACACAGACUACACAUGAGGAAGACAGAAUGCCACAUGUUCUACAUGUCUGAUGUUUGUUGCUGUGGUAGACAUCUCUAAGAGCAGCUGAUUGAACUGACAACACCACAUAAAGACAGCAUGCGACAUCUUCUAUACUUAUCUUUACUCUAUCUCCCUCUCCUUCUCAGAAUUUCUCUCUGUCGUCCUCCCUCCUUCUGUCUAUCUAUCUUUUAUCAAGUGUCUUUGGGAUCCUUGUUCUACCUAGACAUCGAUUAGUUAGGCCUAUCAACCAUGUACUGUCAUACAGGACUCUGAUUCUACGUAGGUAUCGAUUAGUUAGGCCUAUCUCCCAAUUAUGUACUAUCAUAGUGGAUUUUUGAAAUUUCUAUUUAAUGAUCUGAGCAGUCACUGUACCAUGUAUCAUAUUUCAUUACAAUAAUGGAGUGGAUUACCCAAGUAGAAAGACGAUCAGUGUAUAAGUAGAAGUCGUUCAUUCAUUGAUAUGAAAUUCACAUUUGAGAUUUGGGGGAAUGAAAUUAUUUAUAGCAAUAUUACUGUUGUGAAUUAGGGCAGCAAAGUGGCAAAAUGCUUAGCAGCUUUUUGUCCAUCUUUGCAUUCUGAGUUCAAAUUCCGCCUAGGUCGACUUUGCCUUUCAUCCUUUUGGGGUUGAUAAAAUAAGUACCACUUGAGCACUGGGGUUGAUGUAAUCAACUUACUCCUCCCUACCGAACUUGUUGGCCUUGUGCCAAAAUUUGAAAUCAAUAUUACUGCUGUGGGUUGACUUUCAUUAUAGUUUACCUAAAUGGAAAAUUAUAGACAGUCUCUUCUGGCCUCUAGUACCGUAUUUUGUGGUCUAUAAAACGCAUAGGUAUUUAAGCUGCAGGGCCGAAUUUGGGGGGAAAUUUCGGUUUUAUGCACACAUAAAGCACACUGGUGUUUAAAAGGCCCAUAGAGCUACAGGUCUGCAGCUAGCUUUUUUUGUUGUUGACAUGUAUGUAGUUUCAAAAUGCCUUAUUUUACAACUAUGAGAUGUUAUUGUUAUGAUUUUAUCUUACUAUAAUCAACAGCAAACACAUUUCAUUAAUAUUAAAGUCUUUUUUAGAUUAAAAAUAACAUUAUCAAAACAUGAAGGUAAAACAAAACAAAUAUGCUUUGUUUUCUUCUGGGCAUCAAUGUACUGUAGCCGUAGUCUUUCACAUUGUUCACCAACCAACCUUUCCUCUGAAAAAAAAAUCAGUGGAAUCAUUUGGCCUCCAUACACAAAUUAUAUUCCUCCUGAAACUUAUAAAAAAUGCAUACAUUAGGUGCACCUUCCUGUAAGCCACACACUUAAUUUCCCAAGUAAAAAAUAGCAGCUUAUACACCGGAAAAUACGGUAAUCUCUACAGAUGAAGCAUUGAUAGGAUUUCCAGAAAAGAAGCCAGGGAAGUGGAUCUCUUUUUAUAUGCACAUCUCCCAUAGGAGUUUUUGUAUGCAACAUUGCAACAAAGCACACUCGUUAUAUACACAGUGCUCCUGCUGUUGAUACUUAUCCAGCUAUAUCCAUGCUUGGUACAUACUUGUUCCUAAGUGUGAUGAGUGUGUGGGCCAUGGAUGCAGUACAAUGCUGGUGAAAGGAUUUGAACUGCUGACCAUUUUGGUUUGUAUUUGCAUUGACUUGGCUAGGUGUGAUUUCACAGAGGAAGUUGAUGGGGGGGGGCAUUGAUGGGUGAUUAGGGCUUUAGGGUUAUGAUGCAGGAGUGUGGGGCAGGUGAAGGUAAUUGAAGGAUGGGGUCAGACUAUCGGUAAUUAUGCGAAGUGUGGGGCAGGGUAAAGAUAAUUAAGGAGACAAGAAAAGGCAGGAUUAAAGAGAGACAGAAUAAUUAAGGUGACAAUCAGAUGUUUUUAAGUAGAUAGUUCAACUGCUGUGUAAUCAAAAUGCAUUUAAUAAUCUUUUCUUCUAUUCGAAAUUUUGUCGGGAGGGACUAAUUGAUUAUUGAUGCUGAACUGGUAUUUAUUUCAUCAUGACCGCAUGACCGCAGCCACUUGGCUGAAACACAUAAAUAAAUAAAUAAACCCCAAAAGGCGGGAAAAGCAAAUUUGAACUCUGAAUGUAAAUCUGGAAGAAAUUCUUAUUUCUUUAUUGCCCACACGGGGCUAAACAUAGAGGGGACAAACAAGGACAGACAAAGGGAUUAAGUCGAUUAUAUCGACACCAGUGUGUAACUGGUACUUAAUUUAUCGACCCCGAAAGGAUGAAAGGCAAAGUCGACCUCGGCGGAAUUUGAACUCAGAACGUAACGGCAGACGAAAUACCGCUAAGCAUUUCGCCCGGCGUGCUAACGUUUCUGCCAGUUCGCCGCCUUUAAUCUUGAAGAAAUUCUGCUAAACAUUUUGUUUGACAAACCAAUGAUUCUGCCACCUCACUACUUUUCAGAUGUCUUUAAUAUCAAUUCCAUACUGUUACCAGCUCUUUACAUUCUGAGUUCAAAUUCUGCCAGGAUCAACUUUACCUUUCAUCCUUUCAGGAUUGAUAAAAUAAGUACCAGUCAAGCACUGGGGUGGGUCAGUAUAUAUCAACUAACUCGCUCCCCUUAAUAUUGCUGGUCAUUCAGUUUGUAUAUAUUUCUCUUUAUUGCAUUUCGUCAUCUGGUCAUUCACAAUUAGUAGUUGGAUUGGUCAACCUACAACGCCACAUCGUUCAACUGGUCAGUUUGAACAGGAUUCUCUGCAGUUUGAUUGAUCAAUUGACACUGUUACAUUAUCGAACUGGUCAUCUGCAGCAAAGUUCUCUGUAGCUGGACUGCUCGAGCCACACCACAUUACCCCAUUGGUUACUCAUUACUGCAUUCAGUGUGACUGGUCACAACUAGAGCAAAUACCAUUUUACUGGUGAUUUCAUUUUACAUAGUACAACCGGUUAUUCAUUGUACAAAACAUGCUGGUCAUUCAUUGUGUACAGAUUCUGCUGGUCAUCCAAUAUAUUGUACCAAUUAUACCUACCAUUCUUUGUAUUGUACAGAUAUGCAUGUUAUUGUUGUUGUUGUUUAGUUGUCUGUCUGAUCAGACAUACAUAUGAUUAAAGUAUCCAAGCCAUGAUUAUUCACCCAUUUUUUUUCAGAUAUGGUGUAUCUAGGACUACAUCAUCUGAUGUGUCCUUCCUUUAUUUUAAACAGUACUGUGUGAUGGGAGGGAGAUUUUACAGCUCCCUCUGGUCACUGAUCAUUCAGACCAUAUUGGUCUCUCCAAACCCUUGCAAUGACUGACCGUAUGAAAUAAAAUCCACACUGUUUUAUAUUGUACUCAAACAAUUUAUUCCAUUCUGUAUAUAAAGUUUAUUUUAAGUUCUCA